Molecule: messenger RNA, 3534 nt
Organism: Salvelinus fontinalis (brook trout)
Lineage: Eukaryota; Metazoa; Chordata; Actinopteri; Salmoniformes; Salmonidae
Gene: shld3
Exons: 3
Coding region: 489-1247 (252 amino acids)
Biological process (GO): positive regulation of double-strand break repair via nonhomologous end joining; negative regulation of double-strand break repair via homologous recombination; positive regulation of isotype switching
Source: RefSeq, a predicted model, not a curated record
UGUGCUUGUAUAAACAAGGCUCGCGAGACGGUGGCGUGAACUGGAUCUACACGCUUGCGGACUUUGUUUUUUUUAAAGUCUUUGGUUACUGACUUCUUUUGGAUAUUGAACCAAAACUACCGGUCGAUGAAGACGGCUGCACAGUACUGUCUUUUAUCGAUGGCGGUUAUGAUAUCUCUGGAGAGACCUGAAAGGCUGGACUGAGGGCUUGUAGGCCUGUUGUAAGGCAGGUCCUCACCAGACAUCAUCGUCAACAACGUCGCCUAUGGGCACAAACCCCCCGUCGCUGGACCAGACAGGACUGGCAAAAAGUGCUCUUCACUUACGAGCUCCCCAAGCUCCCCAUCCAACCUUAGAGCUUGAGAGGAUCUGCAGAAAAGAAUGGGAGAAACUCUCCAAAUACAGGUGUGCCAAGCUUGUAGCAGCAUACCCAAGAAGACUCGAGGCUGUAAUCUCUGCCAAAGGACUGUGAUAUGGACUUGUGAGGAAUGAGAUGGCAAAACCUUAUGGAUGUCUUGUUGCAUUACAAAAGCACCGAUGGCGGCUUGAAAAUCUUAGUGGACAAAACAGAAAAGGCCUUGGAGGACUUCCCCUGUCGUGUUUUGCCUAUAUUUACACCAUGGUUCCCACCUGAAAGUGACAAAUUGCUGCCAAUUAGACCCUUAAAGUCACCGCCGGGAAUUUCUCUGGAAGAUUUGGAAAAUAUCCAAACACAUCUGCAGUCAGCUGAGCCAUUACUAACCUCCCAUCCCUGUGCCGAAAGCAUUCAAAACUUGGCUCUAACCAGUUUGGGGAGAUCCACCUUGCAUGUACAGGCAUGCUCUGAGAUUGGAACGUCAGCACAGCAUAAAGAUACUCUCCAUAGUGAGAGGGAAGUGAAAAGAACAUGGAGUGUUUUUUCACAGAGAGGUUUAUACAUUCACAACACUCAAACAUUCUCCAAACAAUUCCACAAGGUUGUUUGGAGGCACGGACUUCACAUGCGCCAGAGAGCAAAAUGGGUUAUUGACAAACUGAACUUUGUCACUGGAGACAUAGAACAUACAUGGAGAGGACUGAACCGGGCCAUCAGGAACUCCAUGCUUCCAACUUGCAAUGCCAACAUUCAGAGGGAUCUGACACAAAUCUGUGUGUUCUGCGAUGUAUUAUACUGUGAAUAUGUUGGAAAUUAUUUAAAGGAAGAAUUUCAAGUCGCUGGACAUAUCACUUUAUUUGUUCAUAGACUUGGAGACAUUUUCACUUUAUAGAAAUUAGUGAUUGUCAGAAUUUGAUCCGUGUGUCACUGCCAUCUAUUUUGUUUACUGUAGUAGGCAGGUUUCCAUUGACCCAGGUAUAUUCGAUUUUAAAGAAAUAUCGCAAAAAAAAUUCUGAGAUGUGUAACGGAAACGGCAGAUAGAGGAGAAAUUUUAUAAAGAUCUACAGCAUUUUUCUCCAUUUGACAGGGGUGGAUUAUUCUUCUGUCGAACUUUUGUUAUUGCGGCAAAUGAUGCUGGAAACUGUUUUUCGAAUAAAUGAUGAUUGCUAAAUCGUUUGGAAGGUAUGCGAGGAACGUGAUGUCACCACGUAACUACAAAGCUCCCGUCCUCAAUUGAAUUGCAAAAUAAACACAAUUCAAUUAUAAAAAUGGGUUUUUGCAGGACACCGCUUGUCCUAACUUUCAAGAAUGCCUGAAUUGCUUCACUUUGAUUUUCUGGUUGGCUGGUAAGUUUCACCAACCAAUUAUUUCAGUUCUAUAGGAGUGCAAGUUUCCCUAUGGCACAGACCGUGGCACAUGAUAAGUAUUACAAUAUGGCAAAAAUUUGUUAGUUACUGCAUUCUAUCCAUGCUGGCUUUCGCGGGCUACCUAAGACUUAAAACAGAUAGGUGGGAGGGCAUACAGUCUGUCAAAUUUAUUUAUAUAGCCCUUCUUACAUCAGCUGAUAUCUCAAAGUGCUGUACAGAAACCCAGCCUAAAACCCCAAACAGCAAGCAAUGCAGGUGUUGAAGCACGGUGGCUAGGAAAAACUCCCUACGAAGAAACCUAGAGAGGAUCCAGGCUAUGAGGGAUGGCCAGUCCUCUUCUGGCUGUGCCGGGUGGAGAUUAUAACAGACCAUGGCCAAGAUGUUCAUAAAUGACCAGCAUGGUCAAAUAAUAAUAAUCACAGUAGUUGUCGAGGGUGCAGCAAGUCAGCACCUCAGGAGUAAAUGUCAGUUGGCUUUUCAUAGCCGAUCAUUAAGAGUAUCUCUACAGCUCCUGCGGUCUCUAGUGAGUUGAAAACAGCAGGUCUGGGACCGGUGACGUGCUACAAUUUAUUAAUGUGUAAUUUGCCUAAAUGGGCAAUGGAAACACUUCAACUACAUUUCCAUCCAACCAUUUAAUGCUGAUGAAUUACCUGACGCAUGAAAAAAGUCUUGACUAGGGUGAUGGAAAUAUGUUUUAAUUUUUUUUAUGCCAAUAUAUUGUUCAACAUGGUGGGAUCUUUUUGUGUCGGUCAAAUGUAUUAUGCAAGAAAUGGUGGUGGAAACACCUCAAUGUGGAAAUAUUCAUAUAAUAACCAUCAUAUUGACGUAAACUUGGGAGUCAUGCGAUAUGUUGUGUGGUCCUCCCACGAAGACUCAGGAAAGCAUGCAGUUUAUUAGGCUACAGAUGAAAUAAGUUAUGAUAACCUUCACAGGGGGGUAAAAGUACAAGGGGAUGAGCUUGAUGCUCCUUUCCAAUAAAUAUCGAGGGUCUUACUCUGAUGACAAAAUGAUCGAUGCUUGGCUGCCGUAUUGACAAAUGCAAAUAAUAUAACUCUUAUCCAUAAUCUCAAUGUAGGUAGCCUAGCCGCACUGUAUCUGCGAGCUGUUGGCUAGAUCGCAUGUGCCAAGACCAGAGUGGGCAUAUUUGCUACAUAACCAAAAGUUUUUGCGACAAAACCAUCAGUAGAGUUGAAAAUUUGAUGGAAACCCAUUUAACUUGUAUUUUUCAUUCUGUACAUGAGAAUUUAACGGAAAUAGUUUAUUUUAUGUGCAGUAUACUGGGUGGCGCAGUGGUCUAGGUCUAGGGCACUGCAUCGCAGUGCUAGCUGCGCCACCAGAGUCUCUGGGUUCGCGCCCAGGCUCUGUCGCAGCCGGCCGCAACCGGGAGGUCCGUGGGGCGACGCACAAUUGGCAUAGCGUUGUCCGGGUUAGGGAGGGUUUGGCCGGUAGGGAUAUCCUUGUCUCAGUAUGUAAAAAUGUAAUAAAAUGUAUGCACUCUACUGUAAGUCGCUCUGGAUAAGAGCGUCUGCUAAAUGACUAAAAUGUAAAUGUAAAAUGCAGUAUCAUCACCCCACAGCCUUUUAUCCUCAAAGUCAAUCAGAUGGAAACAUCUGGUAGGAAUAUGCUCAUAUUGUAUUAUGCAGAUUUUAGAAAUAUAUGCAUCCAAAUCUGCUGCAAUUUGGAUGGGAACCUAGCCACUGUAGGUUUUUGCGAAAUAGUGUUACUUCAUCAACACGAUACUUUUGUGUGUGUACAGUUGAAGUCGGAAGUUUACAUACACUUAGAUUGGAGUCAAUAAAACUUGUUCUUCAA